This is a messenger RNA of Oryctolagus cuniculus (rabbit), 1977 nucleotides long. Lineage: Eukaryota; Metazoa; Chordata; Mammalia; Lagomorpha; Leporidae. The record is from RefSeq and is a predicted model, not a curated record.
GUUCACGCAAAGAAUCUGCUCCACAAGUUUUGCUUCCAGAAGAAGAGAAAAUUAUAGUGGAAGAAACUAAAAGUAACGGCCACGGUGAUGGAAGAGAAGAGCCUGGUGGACACUGUGUACGCGUUGAAGGAUGAAGUCCAAGAACUGAGACAGGACAACAAGAAGAUGAAGAAGUCCCUGGAGGAGGAGCAGCGGGCCCGCCGGGACCUGGAGAAGCUGGUGCGCAAGGUGCUGAAGACACUAAACGACCCGGCCUGGGACGAGACCAACCUCUGAGGGCCGGCCGCAGCGGGCCACACUCGGGAGGUGCAGGCGCCCAGGGCCCCCGGCACCGCCUCCUGCCGCACUCGGGAGGCGCAGGCGCCCAGGGCCCCCGGCACCGCCUCCUGCCGUAAGUGCAGAACCAGUGCAGAGCCCGGCUUCCCAGACUGUUGGGAUGUGACGGACACGCGUGCCCUGCACCUCCUGCCCCCGACCGCGGACCUGCGUGCUGCGACUCCCUCCCCACACGCCUUCCUGGCGGCCUGCACCCCUGCCGUGCGCCCACAGCCUGACCUCAGACCCUGUGCGCAGGCGCUGCAAGCCCGCGGAGCGGCCGCCCAGAGACCCGGCCCCCACGCCCCGUGGGCUCCCGGGCUCUUCUGUGGCCGGUCUGACCACUCCACGCUGCACGGUUCCAUCCUACCCCGAGAGUUCCAGCACUUGUAAAUAGAAUGUGUUAUUUAUUGUGGCCCCAGCAGAGGGAGGCAGCCGGCCUGGCCGCGACGCUGGGAGCUGCUCCCAAGGGCGGGCUCUCCCUCCGGGCUGACUGGGCACAGCCCCGCCCGUGCGAGCCGUCCCCUCGGCAGAAGCAAAGCAAUACACAGCCCAGUGCGGCUCAGUGACUGCAGCCCAGAGGCCCCACCGGGGCGGGCAGGGCAGGGAGCCGGCCUCGCCCAGCUCUGCGGGCCUUGGGCCUGGGAGGCUGUGGGCGCUCCCGGCCGGCUGUCCCCUCUCCCUUGGCAAUAAGCAGUGGUGACCCAGGGCCUGGCCGGCCUUUCCCUCCUGUGUCGGAGAUGACGGAACCUCCCGCAGAGCAGUUGUCGUGUCUCUAGAGACCUGUGUGACAGCGGACGAGACCGCGUGACUGCGCCUGCUGAGCCCUGCCUUUGACCCGGCAGCCUGGGGGUUGGUUCUGUCCCCGCACCCCUGCUGACGAGGGCACCUUCUCCUGCCCCAGCCCUGCGGCUGCGCGGCCCCUAACCCGAGUCGCCAGCGCUCUGUGUUGGCGUUUUCUACCUGUCUGUCUUGUCUUUUGGUGAGCUGCUCUCCCAAGCGGCUUUCUGGUGUUGCCCAGGACGUGCGGCAGAGGCGGGGGCUGUGUGCCGGCAGAGCCGCUGUGCCCAGCAGGCGUUAACUCAGGAACAACUGCCCCGCCCCCCGUGCCUCUGCCAGCCGUCAGCUGUGGUCUGUGGCCGGGGUGGGCCCCUCCAGAGCCUGCCUUAACCGGGGAGGAGGGCCGGUCCGUGUAAAGCCUCCCCUGAGCUGAGCCGCGCUCACCGUGGCGGCCGUGGGCCCAGCGCCUCCUGGAUCAGAGACGGGUCUGCAGGGAGGGCUGCCCUCUGGUGCGCGGCCCUGUGCCUGUCGCCCAGUGACCUCCGGAAGGGGAGGAGCUGGCGUGGACGGGCAGGGGUGUGUGGCCCACAGCUGUCCCUGCGGCAAGUGAGGCCGGGCGGGCGUCUCUCCCUGCACGUGGGAAGCACUUCCUCUUGGAACCGGCGUAGAGAUGUAGCAUCCGGGACUUGCCGGGCCCCGGGCACCUGCCUGGGCUUGUCCUGGACUCUGUCCAUGCCAAUCAUUCUCUCCACCUCGGGGACCUUGGACGGCAUGGAGCAGCCCCUCCUUGCUGUCACAGACCAUGUCCUGGUGUCGACUGCUACAGUGUUCGCGCUGCGUUGUUGGAAUCAUUAAACUCGUUAUUUUUCUUAAGUCACAAAA